CAGAAUUCCCCUUUCUACAGCCGACUAUCGAUAAAGCUAGCUGCUGCACAUAUAUAUUUGCGAGCUUGACCCUCUAAUCAUAACCCUACCAGAAUUCCCCUUUCUACAGCCGACUAUCGAUAAAGCUAGCUGCUGCUCGGCUCGAUUCCGAUCAAAUCGUUAAAUUGGUAUAUUCAAAAGCUUUUUCAGAUAGAGAUCUUGUAGAUUUGGAUCCGCCAUGGCGGCUUUGAAGGAGCUUUUACCUGAAGCGAAAAAUGCAACGUCGACGUAUUAUGACCACGCGAACGAUCCGUGGUUUAAACAACGGUUUAGUAAUAUGUCGGAGGAAGAGAAAUCCAUGGCCAUAAAGGCGAAGCCCGUACCGCUUUACUUGAAGCGAGCCGGAUUUGUUCCUAGAAAAGUUGAAGACUUCGGAGAUGGAGGUGCUUUCCCUGAGAUUCAUAUAGCUCAAUACCCUCUUGAUAUGGGAAGGGCGAAAGGGGCAAAACCUGGAUCGAAGAUUCUCCCUGUGACUGUUGAUGCUCAUGGGAACUUGGCUUAUGAUGCGAUUGUGAAGCAGAGUGAGAAUGCGAAGAAGAUUGUUUAUUCACAGCAUAAGGAUUUGAUUCCGAAGAUUCUGAGGAAUGAGGAAGAGGGUGGUGAGGAGGGAGAGGAAGAGGAGGAGGUGCAGAAAGAGAUCGAGGAAACUAUGCAAGAAACUAAGGCUGCUUUAGAGAAGAUUGUAAAUGUGAGAUUGAGUGCUGCACAGCCAAAGAAUGUUCCGAAACAAUCUUCGGAUUCAAAGUAUAUUAAGUAUAAGCCUUCACAGAAAUCGGCUGCAUUUAAUUCUGGUGCAAAGGAGAGGAUAAUUAGAAUGGUGGAGAUGCCUGUUGAUCCUCUUGAGCCUCCCAAGUUUAAGCAUAAGAGAGUUCCUAAGGCUUCAGGGUCUCCACCAGUGCCAGUGAUGCAUUCCCCUCCCCGGCCUGUGACUGUGAAGGAUCAGCAGGAUUGGAAAAUUCCACCUUGUAUUUCGAACUGGAAGAAUCCAAAGGGGUAUACAAUUCCACUGGAUAAGCGUCUUGCUGCUGAUGGAAGAGGUUUACAGGAGGUUCAGAUUAAUGAUAACUUUGCUAAGCUGUCUGAGGCUUUGUAUGUUGCGGAGCAGAAGGCUAGAGAAGCUGUGGCAAUGAGAUCAAAGGUGCAGAAAGAGAUGAUGAUGAAGGAGAAGGAAAGGAAGGAGCUGGAGUUGCGAGCUUUAGCUGCUAAAGCUCGUUCUGAGAGAACUGGGACUGUGGCACCAUCAGCUGCUGUUCCAAUGUCAUCUGACAGAAGUGCUAUGGAUACUGAUUCAAGAAUGGAUUAUGAGCCAGUUAGGGAAAGAGAAAGAGAAAGGGAUAUGCCGAAGGAGUCAAAGGAAGAAAGGGAGGAGCGGUUGCAGAGGGAGAAAAUACGUGAAGAGCGUCGUAGAGAAAGGGAGAGAGAGAGAAGGUUGGAGGCCAAAGACUCUGCCAUGGGUAAAAAGAGUAAGAUUACAAGAGACAGAGAUAGAGAUAUUAGUGAAAAAGUUGCUCUCGGUAUGGCUUCUACUGGUGCCGGAAGAGGUGGUGAAGUAAUGUAUGAUCAGAGAUUAUUCAACCAGGAGAAAGGAAUGGAUUCUGGAUUUGCAACUGAUGAUCAAUACAACAUCUACGACAAAGGUCUAUUCACAGCACAACCUACUCUGUCAACACUAUACAAGCCAAAGAAAGACAUGGAUUCAGACAUGUAUGGUGGUGCAGAUGAGCAGUUAGAGAAGCUAAUGAAAACCGAGAGGUUUAAGCCAGACAAGGCGUUUACUGGCACUUCUGAGAAGAGUGGUCCAAGAGACAAGCCACUCGAGUUUGAGAAGGAAGUUGAAGAAGCUGAUCCAUUUGGUCUUGAUCAGUUCUUGACGGAGGUCAAGAAGGGCAAGAAAGCAAUGGACAAAGUGGGUUCUGGAGGGACAAUGAAAGCAAGUGCAGGCUCUUCCAUGCGAGAUGGCUAUGAAGGAGGCUCUAGCAGAUCUCGCAUCGGUUUCGAAAGAGGACGUUGAUACUCAUGGCUCUGUAUCUCUUUAAUUUGGACAUGUUUCUUGCUGAGUGAAAUCUUAAUCCCUGGCUAGCUUGGGUGAGAUAUUUUCUUUAUUUCUUCAAUAUGUGGAAUGCUGUUUUAUUGUACCUUGUGUAGACCCUAAAUAAUCCUAUUUGUCUUAUGCCAUGCUAAAAUUAAACAUCUUAUCGUUCACUCA
Molecule: messenger RNA, 2245 nt
Organism: Hibiscus syriacus
Lineage: Eukaryota; Viridiplantae; Streptophyta; Magnoliopsida; Malvales; Malvaceae
Product: SNW/SKI-interacting protein-like
Exons: 2
Coding region: 218-2050 (610 amino acids)
Biological process (GO): mRNA splicing, via spliceosome
Cellular component (GO): spliceosomal complex
Source: RefSeq, a predicted model, not a curated record